Molecule: messenger RNA, 8651 nt
Organism: Varroa destructor (honeybee mite)
Lineage: Eukaryota; Metazoa; Arthropoda; Arachnida; Mesostigmata; Varroidae
Source: RefSeq, a predicted model, not a curated record
UAAUUUAUUUAUUUAUUAUUAUUAAACUAUUAUUAUUAUUAUUAGUAUCGUUAUUUAAAUAAGGUUUUGUAGAAUAAAGUUCUUGGAAAAAAUCAUUUCUGAAGUGGCUCAGUUGCUUGUGCGAAGUGUCUGUAUUUUUACACUGGCAACUCGCUAGCUUUCUUAAAAGGCCUAAUUUUCACACAAGGUUUUGAAAGUCAAGGCCAGUUAGCGGAAUAGUCGUAAGACGUAGCACAUAAUACGUGGAAUAUUGGUCGUUUUAUUGCAGUAGGAGCACGGAAUAAUCAACAGAUAUGUGCCCGAUCAGGUGGAAUAUAUAAAGUGGCAGGCUAUUUAUGAUAGCAGGCCUGCACCCUCGCCGAGAUCAUAGAUGGCCUGUGUCCAAUCAUGUAGACUGUAUAUCAAUUGUAUACGCGAUUGUUCAUAUACGUAAAUCGGGCACGACACCUGCAAACGCAGAUUUUCAAAGAAAGACUCCUCGAAAUUGAAUGUAACGGUAAUUUGUCAAGACAAAUUGACCGGAAUGUAAAACAAGUGCGCGCCUUAUUAUGUCCUGCAGUAAAAAGUACGCAGCCAGUUAUUCCUGUAUUAAGCCAUUGGCUAUAUAUAUACUUCUACAAAAUUAUGCUCGAUAAACAGAUGGUACGUAUUAGCGGGCACGCUACAGGUCGGAUAUUGACAUCUGUGCACGAAACGGUUCGUCGAAUGAUAACAUUAGAUUAGUUAUCUUUGAUUGUUUGUUUUAAUUGGAUAAUAUUUACUUAGAAUAAGGAACCGAUGUAAACAAGUUCAUUGGUUUAGCGUUAGAAACAAAAAUGGUAACAAACGCCGUCGGCGGUUAGUCUAUCUAAACUAUAAUAAAUAGAUGUACCCUUGUACCAAAUGGCUCUAAGGCACUGACAUUAAACAAUAAUCAUCUUAGAACAUCUUCCUUAGGUAGACAAGUAUAGACGAUGUUCAUCCUGCUCAAAACGGUUGUUGCGGACGUCUGUUCUAUACAGCCUCAACUCGCUUACGUCAUAGGAAGCCUCGUAUAGGGUGGUUCCGUUAACAGAUUUUAAUUACAUAUUGGUCAUUGUCAUUCUGUUUAUUGUGAAACUUGCUAAUUUUUAACAGCACUACCCGUGAUGACUUCGACGAUAUAUAAAUACAUUUUUGAAAGAUUUAUAUAUAAAACGUCUUUGUUUUUAGGACUAUAACAGCUCGCGUUUGCCAAAAAUUUCUAAUUGUUGUUCACAUAUCUUUUGCUAUUCAGUGUUUAUUGCAAAGGAACAUCUGCAGCGACACUGCUUCUACAAUAACUGCCUUAUGUAUAGUGCAUAUAGCAAUAUGUUAUCUGCAUACACACAAAAAUAAUAAAUACGAAUGAAUAGGUGCAUAGAAACCUAUUUUCUUUUUUGACAGAAAACACGUGCUUGUAUAUAUGGGUGUGCCCUGUCUACUUACGUAUGCCUUAUCAAGUCGUGAAUUGGGCGAAAAUUUAAGCUCAGUUGCCUCUGUUCUACGGCUACGAGGUGGAGGGACGUGUCUAUUAUAUACUUUUGACUACAUCUACUUGUAUGGAUAUGUACCCAGAGCUAUAAACUAUAAACAUUUCCAAGGCAACGCAAUUAAAUGUAUCUCCAGCCUUGCGUUCAUUUUCUGCCACAGGCGGACUCACUUGUCCUAUUUAUUCAUAUAUAUAUAUAUACGUUACAGUUAAGCUGUCGCAGCCUCGUUGUACCGUUUAUUCCCUCAUUACAAGUGGAUACGAGCAUUCCGAGCAGUCGCCUAGACCCUACAUGGCUCAAACAAGUCCUACCUCUCCCCUGAUGGAUCGACGCAUCUAGCCUUUCUAAUAGCCCUUAUCCAUCCACGAGGCGGGACAUUUUCUGCCUUGCCGCCCGUCUCUCGACGAAGUGCUUCGCGACGACGAUGACAACGGCUACUAUUGCUAUCGUCAUCGAGAUCGUCGCCGAUGUCAGCCUGCGGUUAACAAUGACAGCGAGCAUACGACGAGAUGAGACAGGCCAUCUGUUUCCAACCUCGGGUAUACGAUCUGGUGACAUCAUCGUAGGACGCAUUAAACGGGCUAAAUUUAUCCACGGCUCCCCAGGGCCAACAUUCACGCGAGUAUAGUAUAUGACACCUGUGAAGGCCGUUGUAAUCGUUGGCGGUCCGCCAACUGGGACAGUCCUUAAUUCAGUGAUUUCCUCUCGCCACGAGCGGCAACAGGACUCUCUACUUACCGGAGUGGACCAUUAUUUGCGUUGAUAUCGGCCCUUAGACUGACUAGCUUAUUGUUCACUCAGGCUUGCCUUUUUAACAUCCAUUCCCUUCAACUGUAGCUAAGAUUCCCCUGUCACAGGUGAAUCUUCUAUCAAUCUUGUUACGCUCAGUUGCGUAUCACCUUAACAAAUGUAUGGAAGCAACUAAUACAACGUUAAGUUCACGCGAAGAUUCAGCCUAUUUCAGGAACGUGUUUAUAAUGAAUCGAUGAUGCGUUCGGAAAACCGACAGAGAGUCCAUCUUCGAUUCAUUCGGCCUCUAAACAAGAGUGUCGAUGGAUCGGGUAUCUUCUUGAUUCUGUUGCCCUGCAUGCAUUUCCUGCGUCUCUAUGCAAUUAAACUAACGUCACAAAAAGAAAAAUCGUUAUACACAUGUCUGGAAUGGUCUAUCCGCAUAAUUCUGUGGCUGGCUUUACUGUUCUAUGGAGCUGUUGGAGUUCUCAGCCUAUUUACGUUGUUCGCUCAUGCAAAAAAAGGUACAACAUUACUGUCGUCCGAAGGGUUACACAUGAUCGUUGCCUAUGAGACUGUCAUUGUCCUCUUUGGACGAAUAUUCUCGCUUCGGCGUCGGCAACGUAUGAAUGAGUAUUUGAUUCGCUUAGAAAAAUCAACUCGAUCAAAGGAGCUACCUGUUUUGAGAGUCUAUAGAGUUCUAUUGUACGUGCUACUGACAUUGUUAUUUAUUCACUCAGCGUGCCUCACGUUCACAACAUCAAUGCUACAAUAUAAAGUUAUCGCUUCGGAGAAAAAAGUUAUUUCAUUACCUGCCGGAAACGCGGGCGCCGGAGAAGAAAAGGUCGCGGCGGCUGCGGGCGGCGCCCCACCAAUUGGUGGCGCUGACGACCGUUUACAGAAUGGUGACGUAAUAGGCAUAAAGAAUACGGGACUAGAUGUUUUGCCUGAUUCCAACGUGGGCCCUGGACUAGAAAGCGAGCCCGAGGUAGGAGGAUUUAGUGUUCUUACGGAGAACGACUUAAAUUCAGGUAGUCUGAAUGUAAAAAAUGAUGACAAGAUACAGGAUUCUCCUCUCGACUUUAGCUCAAUGAAGAAUCGUGAUGCUCAUGAUAACCGCCCAGCAGAAGAUGACCCAGGCGCACAAAUGAAGUCUAGCAUAGAUAUCGAUGGUAUGGGCGAUGAAUAUGCUGUAAAAGAUAAAUCCGAUGAAUUCGGCCGGCAACGACGACGCAAACGAGAUUAUCCGGACGAUGUGGUCGAGCUCGCGCGUCCGGCAGCCGUCAUUGAAAUGUCAAUUACUGCUCAGACAAUCGAAGAAGAUGAACAAGAAAGCUUUCCGCUCAGUUUCGCUUUAACGGAUGACGAUGAAAUACUUCCAAACAGUAGACAGGCUGCCAAUAACGGGAACGUGCUAUCGAUCGUUAGAGGCAAUCGAUUGUCUCGGGCUCGACGCGGAUUGAUUGAUACGGCCAUCGACGAUUCCAUUGAUAACGAUGACAUCAAUUUUAUUGAGUUGUUUAAACCAUUUUCGCUCAUCAUUAAUGGUAUCAGAUAUCUGCUCAUCAAAAAUAUCAUAUAUUUAAGCGCCAUACUUGUAAGCUGCUUUUGUGUGAUUAUAUGUCAGACAUUGAUUCAGAUCAAUCAACAGUUGAGCCACAAGAUAAUAGUAGCGAAACUCUCAACCGAGCUUUUGGCAGACAUCCGCCAGGCAUACGCGCAGUGUAUCUCACUACUGGGAAACGUUGAACGUAACUUCAGUUUCUUUUGCUUCCUUUGGAACUGGCUGGUUUUUCUAGAAACUCUCCAUAUCAGCCGUAUGCUUUAUGAGAUAAACGCGACAAGCUUGUACGAGCUGCCAACAUCUAACACGGUACUCUGGACGACGUUUCACAGUAUAGUGCUGGUGCUCAACCUCGUUUUAACCCUGGCCUUUCAGACGAUCCUUACCGAGGCCGCCGCAUCAGCGCGUAUGCAGGCCCUACAAACUGUCGAUCUAGUGACUGUCGGAAUAGCUAGCGUUCCACCAAAUCGGAUUAAAGCUCAUCAGCAGGCUGAAUUGCUGGUGUCAAUCGCGACCAUUCAGGAUCCAGGGCUUACAGCAUGGGAUAUAGUUUCGUAUAGUCGCACUCUUGGGUACUCGAUCCUUGGCAUCGCCUACAUUGUGGUCCUUGCCCACAUUCAAUUUCUACGGGACGGAAAAUGGCGUACUGUGUUCGGAACCAUUCUUCAGAGGCAAGAUUCGUUCCGCAGCGAGUUCAAUGAACGUUGAUGAUGUUGGCAAGAGCAAAAAUGUGGAUCUGGACCCAGGCGCAAGUGCCCGUGCUCUGAGCGCCCUCCGUUCUCAUGGAGUUCAGCCUCAAAUCAUCGAUUGGCCCCAAGGAAGCAUCAUAGUUUUAUACGAUUUCUUUUGAUUUUUACUUGAUUGGUUUCCAGCCUUAAGUUAAUCAGAUAGCAGGCGUGAGCUAUAAAACGGCACUUCAGUGCUGACAUAGACCACCGGCAAAAUCAAGAAAAUACAAGAAACAUCUAUUGCAUAAGCAAUAGUAUAGGCUAUUCAUAAAAAUCUAACACACAUAGCUAUACCAUUAUAUAUUACGAUUGCUAUAGUUACCUUCUGCCCAACUGAAACCAUAAGUAAAGGAGGGUCUAGGGAGAAGGCCAAAUUUUUAUCGAGUUACUGAAGGCUAACUAUUUGAAAUACAUUAUACGCAAUCGUAAAUGUUUACGUCUGAUUAAUUAUAAUUAAUGGACUUAAACAGAUCGGGCUUACUAUAAUAUGAACUGAAACGUAGAUCAGAGGAUAAUCUGCGUAUUAGAUACUUGUAAUAAAGCCUAUAGAUUAGUACGUAAUUGUAGCCUAUGAAAAAUGACAAUUUCGACUGUUACAAUAUAAGACAACAAACAUAAAACUUGUUGUUCGACUUCUUUAUACAGAAUACAUUUUAAUUUACAUUAGUAAAAGAAAAAACUUGAAUUACUUUUAAACAAUUCCUUCUGAGCAAUCAAUAUGACAAAGAUAAAGCUUGCCCUGCAGCAAGAACGAUAUUAGUUUAGAAAACACCUAAGCACACUCAAAAACAGACGUUUUCCCUUUUGUAUGUUGUGGGGCAUGUUAAACGACAAAUAAGUAAUAUUUCUCUAAGUAGAAGUCGUCAUUUUGCUGCCCCUUGCAGCAGCUCUUUAUUUGUUCGAGUAAUUUUUGACUAAUGUAUUAGUAUUGUUAGAUAUUAAUAGUAGACAGAAAAACGAAUGGGUCAUACAUGUAUACAUAUAUGCACCAUUUCGGUUGCCACCUGAACGGAUAAUUGUGGUAAUCUUUUCCUCCAUUAAACAAGUUAGAAAUUACUGCGAAAACUGAAUUAGGUGAUUGUCUGAUAGUGUAAGAUUCGGGCUAUACGGUGGAUUCAUCCGAACGUUCAUCGAAGUCCCCUUAAUUUUUUCCAGGUAGCUAAAGGCGUAUGUGGUCUGAAGUUACACCGUACAUGCUAGUAUGCGGGCAGCUGAAGAGUUACGAAAGGUUUCAUUUUGCCUUCAGUUAUCGGUCAUGUAAAAUGUAAAACACAAUUAACUGUCGAAUAGAUAGUGAAAACGAUGUGAAUAAGAAGCUAUCCGACAGGUAGAUUACCUCGCAAAUAUAUGUAAUAGUUGGCUAUGUCAUCAGUACAGUAAAAUCAAUGAAGUAAAUACCACCUAAUAACACUUACUUUGUUCAGUACCCGUUUGUCUAAGUGUAUUCAACGGCACUAACAAAUUUCUCCCAUUGACAAGUUGGAUCGAAUUCUAUUCGUGGGAUGUAUACGGGCUUGUGUCACAGACCUGGCAUCCGACUUCGGUGAGGAUAAAUAUAUUCCGACCGCGUCGCUAUAUAACGUGUACAUAGCAAGCGCCAAAACGAACGCAAAUAUCCAGCGUUGUUUACUUAUUUUUUUUAAUAGCAUUGUUGAUAUGAUAUGGGCUUUUAGCGUAACUACGGCAGAUAUGCAAAUCUCUAUGAAGAUAGCAGUCUGACCAAGCCAAAGCUGGAUUAUGCCGGGGUGCACACUAUAGAGUGACAGCUGUGCGACUCAACGAUAUAGCAGCAAAAUGCCAGAGCUGACCGUUUGAGAAAAAUGAAACAAUGAUGAAAUGUGUGACAAUUUACGCUGCUUUUCGAUUUAGUUUGUUCGAGACUAUUUUAAAAUGAAUUUUCCACGUCAACGAAAAUUCAAAUCCAGACAAACGAACUGCACGACAUUUGGAUGUGAAAAUAAUGUGGCCUACGACUCAGGACUCGUUAAGGCGUGCGUAAGCUAUCUAACGUUUUUCUCAGUCGGCGUGGCUUCAUAUAGCUGCUCGUAUCUUAGACGCUAUCUGGCGCGUCUGUUCAGGACAUUGCUUUGGACCAUCGUGUUCGGCUACGCGCUAAUUAGAACAACAUAUUUCCUGUUUCUGCUCAGUUACUCAGGCCCGAUUCGAGUACUGUCCCUUGACGGAUUCAAUGAUGCGGCGCACAUAGCGUGCUGUCUUAUACUUCUCUUACAAGGUUACCCAACAGUGCAGCUGGACGACCGGAUCAAUGCCCUGUCAAGCGAUCGCCGACGUCAGCCCAUCAAAAGACGUAUACGCAAUAUUGUGUUCCGUCUGUUCCUACUUUUUACAUUGCUUUCAUCGUGUUCGAUGAUGUUCUUCUAUUCCGAUGUUGAUUUGUUCCUUCCGCCGCCGGCUCCGCGAUAUGUUACCACGACGGAAGCGACGCCGACAAAACGAAAUAAUAUAACCGCUAGUAGAAGUGGCCCACCGGAUGUUGGCAGUUGGUUUCGGCGAAGAUGGUGUUAGAGGAGGUGCAGGGAUGGGAGAAAAAGGUUUAGACUCACUUGGAGGAGGUUUUGGUGCGAGUCGCUUUGGAAGUGGGGAUGGCCUGAGAGGAGGUGGUCAUAAUAGACAUGGGAAAUUCUCAGGCGGCGGUGCUUCAGCAAGUAAAGGACCUUUGCUAGGAGCAGGAAAACAAAAAGGUAAAACUGGAUCUGUGACGAACUCUCUAAGCCAUGAUGAUACCGUCGAGAUCAGAGAAAACUUCCUUGAAAACAUUGCUGCGGGCAAAAGCUUUUAUGGCUCCAGAGACAUUGCCGAUGGUAAGCUUGUUCAGAAACUUGAAAGCGGAGAUAGCAAUGUCGAGCAAGGACAACCUGGAGCUUAGAAAGAGCCAAGUGAUGACUUUGUCCAAACAAAACGUAAGAGUAAGGAAAAAAGUAAUGAAUUUUUUAAAGAUCUUUCCAGUGUUGACACCGACCCAAUUGAUGAAUAUACAGAAUUGCUGGAAAACCGCAGAGUGCACAUUACCGACGGAGCCGAACCUAAAGCGAGAGAAGCUGCAGGAUUUCCCGGUAAGCGACAACCUGAGGGUGCGCAUUUCAGGCGAAAUUAAGAGUUAAUUCAUAUGACUAAUGCUAUCCUUUCACGUACUGCGGGCUCUCAUCAACACAAUAAUGAAAAAUAAGGGGCAAACGAUCGUGCAGAAAACAGCGAACACGUUAAUUAUGAACCGGGCAGCCAUGAUUCGAAUAAAUACAAUCAAGAUGAGUCCAAGGAUUUUGAUUACGACCAGAAAUAUGGCGCUGCUGCUAAUAGCGACAAUCGAAGAGUUUACUUUAUGAGUCAACGGUUGAAGUCUGCUGAAUCGUUCCAAGAGCAUAAUCCAAUGGAAGCGUUAGAAGCUGGAAACAAAGAAGAUGAUACCAGCAAGAAAAAAAACCGUCUUAAACAUCUAGGUAGGGUUUACGGCCGCUUUUCCCGAAUAGGAAACAUUAGUAUACUGACUCGCGAUUUGAUCAGUCUUGUUUCGUAAAGACUAACCAUCAUAGAAUAUGACAUUUUAUAGAAGUAGUUUACACCUUCGGUUCAAAGUGAUGGAUAUAGUAUACACAUGUCUCGUUGCUAACAACUAUGGAGAUUUUAGCUACAUACUCAUCAUAAGCGCGACUUAGUUCCUGUCACAGAGGACGAAGUGCAAAAUUCAACGUCGUAUCGCGUCUUAGGCGUGCUGCGCGCCCGCGCAAACAUCAUCAGUUUUACGCGAUGGGUCAUUUUAAGGAACUUCGUUCUUCUGUCGUAGGUUGUCGUUUAUAUGUCACAUGUAUAGAACAUUUGUCGCUUAUUUUCUCCAAUGAUACAUCGUUAAUAUAGAUAGCGUUAAUUGGCUAAUACAUAUUUUACGUGAGCGCGUCAUCAGGGAAUGUACUUUUGAGAGUCGAAUAUUUGAGUAGACACAUUGAUGAACUCAGUACCUGUAAAAUAGGCACAAAAAUCUAAUUGACAUGUGAAGUUCUGAUUCAGACCUUUGCCUAGAAUCCUCCAAGGCAACCUAAAGCGAUAAAUCGAUGAUGACUGUGAAUAAAAACACGGUAUAACUAAUAUCACAUUCAAAUUUGCGUUUUGACUUGGAAAAAAAAG